Arabis nemorensis is the source of this 351-nucleotide messenger RNA. Lineage: Eukaryota; Viridiplantae; Streptophyta; Magnoliopsida; Brassicales; Brassicaceae. The record is from the annotation of a GenBank genome assembly.
AUGGCGAGAACCAAGGUUCAUGAGCUUAGAGAGGGAUCAAAAGCUGAUCUUUCGACUUACUUGAAGGAUAAUAAGGCAGAGCUUGCUCUUCCUCGCGUCGCUAAAGUCACCGGUGGUGCUCCCAAUAAACUCUCCAAGAUCAAGGUGGUGAGGAAGUCGAUCGCUCAGAAACAAAAUUCUGCUUUGAGAGAGGCAUACAAGAACAAGAAGUUUUUGCCUCUCGAUCUUCGUCCCAAGAAGACUAGAGCUAUCAGGAGGAUGCUCACCAAGCAUCAGGCAUCUCUGAAGACGGAAAGGGAGAAGAAUAAAGAAAUGUACUAUCCAAUAAGAAAGUAUGCCAUUAAGGUGUAA